Gavialis gangeticus (Gharial) is the source of this 585-nucleotide messenger RNA. Its product is annotated as protein S100-A7-like. The coding region runs from base 82 to 435 and encodes 117 amino acids. Gene Ontology annotation, molecular function: calcium ion binding; transition metal ion binding. Lineage: Eukaryota; Metazoa; Chordata; Crocodylia; Gavialidae. The record is from RefSeq and is a predicted model, not a curated record. The transcript is spliced from 3 exons.
GAGGGUAUAAAAAGCCCCUGGCUGGUGCGGCAGGCACCACACCUCCUGAGCCAGUCCUCCGUAGCCUGCCCAGCCUUCAGUAUGGAAGUUUCCCCCACAUCCGUCAAGCGAAAGACCCAGCUGGAGAAGGAGCUGGACUGCAUCGUCAACAUCUACCACCAGUACUCCUUCCGGCACCCCAUGGAUGACUACCUGCAGAAGGCCGAGUUCAAGAAGCUGCUCAGAGAACAAGCCAGUGACUUUCUGAAACACACCAAGCCGCCCAAUGUAACCAUGGAAGAGUACCUAGACAACCUCUUCAAAAAGGCUGAUGUGAAUCGUGAUGGCCGUGUCAAAUUCACCGAGUUCCUGAUCACGCUGGCAAGCGUGGCCAUCGACGUGCACAACACCUCGCAUAAGCCUGGGCAUGGACAUGGGCACUCACACGACGCUUGAUGUGGCCCUGACCUGGCUGUGCUCCCUGCAGACCCGUCGCAACAGCCGCUGCCAUGAAUUAGAUCCUCUCAGCUCCAAGCUACAAAACUUGAUGUAACCAAACUGCCUCUGUGGACUGACCAUGUAGCAAUAAACGCUCCUUCCAAAGUA